This is a messenger RNA of Orcinus orca (killer whale), 10046 nucleotides long. It is a transcript of the gene ASB6, whose product is annotated as ankyrin repeat and SOCS box containing 6. Lineage: Eukaryota; Metazoa; Chordata; Mammalia; Artiodactyla; Delphinidae. Gene Ontology annotation, biological process: protein ubiquitination; intracellular signal transduction. The record is from RefSeq and is a predicted model, not a curated record. The transcript has 6 exons. The coding region runs from base 151 to 1416 and encodes 421 amino acids. Gene Ontology annotation, molecular function: protein binding. Gene Ontology annotation, cellular component: BRCA1-BARD1 complex.
AGUGUUACUUCCGGCGCGGAGCUGUUGGUUGGGCGGUGCAGUUGGCCGGCGAGGGGACUGGACCAGCAGUGGCCAAGCCUGGCUGAGACCGCGGCCCCCGGAACGUGCCCAAUCGGCGUCUCGGCCUCGGCGGAAGGUGCAGCCGCCGCAAUGCCGUUCCUGCACGGCUUCCGGAGGAUUAUCUUCGAGUACCAGCCGCUAGUGGAUGCGAUUCUGGGCUCCUUGGGCAUCCAGGACCCCGAGCGGCAGGAGCCCCUGGACGGGCCCAGUUAUGUCGCCAGCGAGGAGAGCCGGAUCCUUGUUCUCACUGAGCUGCUGGAGAGAAAAGCCCACUCUCCAUUUUACCAGGAAGGCGUGAGCAACGCCCUGCUGAAGAUGGCUGAGCUGGGACUGACGCGUGCAGCUGACGUUCUCCUGCGGAAUGGGGCCAACCUCAACUUCGAAGACCCGGUCACCUACUACACGGCCCUGCACAUCGCCGUCCUGCGAAACCAGCCUGACAUGGUGGAGCUGCUGGUGCGCCACGGGGCCGACAUUAACCGCAGGGACCGGAUCCACGAGAGCAGCCCCUUGGACCUGGCCAGCGAGGAGCCGGAGCGCCUGCCCUGCCUGCAGCGCCUCCUGGACCUUGGAGCAGAUGUCAACGCGGCCGACAAGCAUGGAAAGACUGCUCUGCUCCAUGCUCUGGCCAGCAGUGACGGGGUGCAAAUCCACAACACUGAGAACAUCCGCCUCUUGCUGGAAGGAGGGGCGGAUGUCAAGGCUACCACCAAAGACGGGGACACCGUGUUCACCUGCAUCAUCUUUCUGCUGGGUGAGACGGUGGGAGGUGACAAAGAGGAGGCCCAGUUGAUCAACCGCUUCUGCUUCCAAGUAACGCAGCUGCUGCUGGCUCACGGCGCCGACCCCAGCGAGUGCCCGGCCCACGAGUCCCUCACGCACAUCUGCCUCAAGAGCUUUAAGCUGCACUUCCCCCUCCUGCGCUUCCUGCUGGAGUCCGGGGCCGCCUAUAACUGUUCCCUCCACGGCGCGUCCUGCUGGUCCGGCUUCCACAUCAUCUUCGAGAGGCUCUGCUCCCACCCAGGCUGCGCGGAGGACGAGAGUCACGUGGACCUGCUGCGCAAAGCUGAGACCGUCCUGGAUCUCAUGGUGACUAAUUCCCACAAACUCCAGCUGCCUGAAAACUUCGAUAUCCAUCCCGUGGGCAGCCUGGCAGACAAGAUCCAGGCCCUUCACUUCUCCUUGAGGCAGCUGGAGAGCUACCCCCCACCCCUCAAGCACCUGUGUCGCGUUUACAUCCGGCUCUACCUUCAGCCGUGGCCUGUGGACACGAAGGUCAAGGCCCUACCUCUGCCCGACAGGCUCAAGUGGUACCUCCUCAGUGAGCACAGUGGCACCGUCGAAGACGACAUCUGACAGCCGCGACUGCAGGGAACAGGGUCUGGGCAGCUCAACCUGUUGGUGGAUUUAAGUACCUGUGGCGGCCUUAGGGGAGAACCUUCAGCCCCGUCUGUCAGAAGGUGCAUGUUGGAGGUGAGACUGGAUCCUUACUGAGGACAGAGAAAGCCAGGUGGAACCCGGCAGCUGCAAGCACCCCAGUGGGGAAAGGCUUCCGUCUUCAAGGCAGACCGCCCCCGCUUCCCUCUGGCAGCACCCCCAAGUCUCACCCCACAGUGGAACAAGGGACAGGGUUUAGACUUGGGACACGUUUGUACCCUCUCAGUCUGAGGGAAGCGCCAGGCAUUUAGAGAAGCAGGGUAGCUCCGAGACCGGGCCCUCCUGCGGGCUGCAGGAAGCUGGCCUGUUCUGCGUGGAGACGCGGCUGAGGCCGGAGCAGGCGGGAGGGGCCCGCGGGGUGCAGCCCAGCCGAGACCCUGUACACGCGCCUCCGCUCCAGAGUCCGUCAGAAAGCAAGUGCUUCUGGGCAGGCAGGGAGGAAGCUGAGCUGCCUCCUGCGGCGUCUGCAGCUCUGGGCCCAGGUCGCCCCCCAGGGUGCAGGGCUCUGCUCUGGUGGCAGCUGUUUGUGCCAAACCUGGGGUUCUGGGGACCAUGCCUUCUACAAAGCAAUCAUGCAUGGCCAGGGGCUGUCCUUCCAAAGUGUCUCGCUUUGUGCGGGAUCAUCUGAUGGAGGAAGCCACCGAGGCUGAAAGCCAGCCUCCGCCCUGGGCUGAGCCCUCAGCAGGCUGUCUGCAAGUCACACGAGGUGGUCACUGUGAAUUGUGUAAAUGCCUGGGAGAUGAGCUGAGACAACCCAAUGAUAUAUUAUAAAAUUAAACUGAUUUCCCUUGGCCUUAAAGGUCCUUGUAUAACAUUUCUGCCCCGCCCCCCCCCCUUUCCCGAGUUCAGGGUAAAGGGUCCACGGCAGCCGAAGAAGAGGCGGCAGAGGCACGAGGAGAUGCCCCGCUCAGGAGAGCAGCUUUCAAGCAGCACAGCACUGUUGUCCCAGUAAAGAAAAGCACCACUCCACACUGGCGAAGGCCUUUCCAGUACAGGGGUUCACCCUUUUAUUUUUGACUGAAAAUGCCCCCUAAGGAGGAGCCACAAGGCACAGCCGAGAGGGAAGCUCCAGGCCUCUCCCCUCCGUGCAGGCUGUGGUGACGAUCACGUUAAGGGCCCCAGGGCCCCAUCUCCCAAUAGCACCCGGAACGUGGACAUCCCAUCAACUGCACCGCUCGGCAGGCACCACGUAGGCCCAGCGCAGGCAGGAGGGUGCUGAGGGCCGCAGGCUCCACGGGCCCAGCUCCGCUCCCCUCCCCUCUGGAGGUGUAAGGUCCUCGGCAACCGCUUUAGUGGUUACUCUCUUCCUCUUACGCCAGCCAGGCCUGUGGCAGGAAGGCCAGGUGCUGUUACUGGAGAGCAGGGAGUCUCACUUCUGAUGGGACCGCCGGAUUCCCACGAGGCGAGCAUCGGAGGCCCAGGGGUCGCAUGGGUCCACAGGGCCCAGUCCCCGCCGCUCACUCGGGCCUCGCUGCCCCAUUCAGUGGCACCCCUCCCGACUGGGUCCCCUUAUGCCUUUUUAAUAAGAGUCUGUAUAGUGAGUGGACGGCAGACAGGUAUAUUUCGCGGCCCCGCUCAGCACCCCCGAACCAUCGAGGUUGAGCGUGUGGACCGCGUGCAGCUGCCAGUCCUCCCCCACCCACACUGGUCCCUCUCUCCUGCCAGCCCCGCUCAUCUCAGGGCUAAGCUGUACACGUGGUAGAUCUCGUCCGGAAGGUUCUCCUGCCGCUCCUGGGCCAGGAGGCUGAGGCCCGCGCUGCGGACGAUCCUGUGGACCACGUCGAGGUCCCGGCACACGCUGCUGUCCACAUCAUCCAGGAUCACGCCCUCCUGGGCCAUGUUGUCUUUGAUGACGAUGAUGCCGUUGGGGCGGAGGCCCCGCUUGCAGCGCCGCAGGAACUCGGCCAGGUGCUGAUCGGUCAGGUGGCCUGGGGGAGGCAGAGGCCGUCACGAGGGAAGGAUGCCAGCCCCUCCAUGCCACUGCGUGUCCACUUGCUGAGCACUUACUCAGUGCUGAACACACAGGGCCACUGGCUUUCAACAGCCCGGAGGGGUUUACCAAAGCCCAUUUUAAGAGGAAACGGGCUCAAAAGUCACCUACCCAAGGGCAAUCACAACGUAUGCUGCUGGGAUUUCACCCUGACUGGGUGACUUCCAGGCCGUGCCCAACACCUACACUCCACCCGCCCCUCCUAGGCCUGGAUCAGCGGAGUGUACCAAACAGAGUUCCUUCCCUACAUCACAACUCCUAACAGGCUUUUGAGGACCACAAAAUACAGGGCAAAUCCAGCGUGUUCCCAGCAGCCUGGGCCGCCCACCUGGAGGAGGUGGCCUGCUGCUAGGUGGGCAGCCUGAGGAGAGCACCCUGGGUACGCCUUCAGGCCAAGUGGGUGCAGGACCGGGUGGUAAAACGGCUCGCUCACCGCGAACGGCAGAGGGGCGGCCAGGGCUCCAACUCUUCCUCUUACUGAAAGCCCUUAUGAAAACUCAUUUCCACAUUCUUUGAAUGCAGUAAGUUACUGAUAAUUAAAACUUCUCAACAACAAAAUCUGUCCCCAAAUGGGUCACAGCAGGUAUUGAGUUGAAACAAAACAUGGCAGCAAGUGAACCUUGUAGGUGGAGUCCUGGCGAGUGCAGGGAGGAUUCGAGGAAUGCCCGCUGGCCGCCCUCUGCAGCAGCGCCAGAGCCUCAGCUCCCACGGCCUUGGGAAGCCCAGCCUCUGCGGUGAGAGACGUGCAGGCAGGCGGAGAAGGGGCGCGGGAUGCUCACCUAUCACCCACUGGAUCCAGAUGACGUCGUAAGAGUGCGGCUCCGGGCUGAAGUCCUGGAGGCCGCAGCAGAAGAAGUUCCUCACUCUCUUGCCUUCCUCACCCAGGUAGGUCUUGGCCUUGACCAGAAAGUCCUCCGUCACGUCCACCAUGUCCACCACUCCGAAGAGAGGCAAGAGCAGCCUCUUGGUGAUCCUUCCGAUGCCGGCUCCGCAGUCCAGGGCGUACGAGGUUCCCGUCUUGUUUGGGCCUUCCUGAAAGAGCAGAGAAGGCACAGACUAUAAGGAAGGGUUAGAAAGCCACAGGGACCCUGUCACUGCGAAGGGGCCUUUCCUCACGAGCCCCUGGAACUACUCAGAUCAGGCCUGGGCACAGGCCGGCAGCUGGCACCGGUGGGGCCAGCAGUGGGCGUAAGCACAGCACAGCCUUUUCCUGGGCCACAUGUUUCUAACGUGAAAGCCAACCUCCACUUAAAGGUGUUAAGUAGGUGCGUUCAUCUCCUGUCACUCCUGAGACCCCAUUAAAAGGACAGCAGCAGAGAGAGAAUAAAGAAUUCAAGCAGUAAAAGGAUGGAAGAGGGCACUCAGUGAACAAAUCUGGGAAGAUGGAACGUGGGUGGAGCAGGGGGCAGGCAGCAGCCUCGGUGUUUGCCGAGGGACAGGCAGGGAGGCUCUGGCCACGGCGAUGCCAGCCUGGCACAGAGGAGGGUGGUGGGGCGAGGAACGAGAAGCCUGUGCUGGCCGAACGGCCAACACCCACAGCCCAGAUGCUUGCAAACACGGCAGGAGAGCAAAGGUUUUGCCUCUGGAAAAAUAGAACAGUUUGUGAGGAGCCUGCUCCGUUCCGGCACCGAGAGGCCCCAGCGUAACAGCUGCCUCCUGUCGGGUGACCUUGGGGCAAAGCCUGUGAGUCACCCCGCCCCACCCGCUCUUCAAGGCCUGGGUCGUGGACACAAUGAGGUGACCCUGUGGCGGCGAGUGGGAAGGUGGCGCCCCACGCAGAGCAGGCAGUGCCACCGGCGCCACCGCCUCUCCUCCUGGAGAGCACAGCAGCCCUGCCUACCCUCAGAAACCUCUGCAGGAACUUCCGGGAGCUGGUGAUGUCGAUGCUGGAGAUGUGGCCAUACCCCCCGAGCAUGCCGUCCACGGUGGCCGGGACCUCCUUCCAGUACGUCUUGGCCUUGGAAUAGAAUUGUUUCUCGUCCUCUAUCACCUCGCUCGUCAUGCUGUCACCAGCCACGUCUUUGCUCAGGCACCAGACUCAGCAGCGGUGUCCCUGAAUAAAAAAAGGAGGGAAGCAGCCAGGUUGAGGGCCCUGGGCUCCCCGCAUGCUUCUGCUGGUCACACGAUCCUGCCUGACGCAGAGGAGUGGCCAGUGUCCCCCAACCUGCUUCUACCCAUUAGAGGGCAUUGCCCCCCGUCUCUUGCAUUCAAGUCAUUUUGCAAAGCUAUCUUCAUGUCAGAGCAGGACACCCAGAGUCCUGGCUUCUAGUUCUUUCCUUACCCUACAUGACACCUGACUCAGUGGCUUCUGAACCCAAGGUACGGAGAACCCCGAUCUACACUUAAGAGAAAUGAAAACAAAGCAAGGAACCCAAGCCUCCUAUAGCAGACAUUCCGGGUGAUCCCAGCAGGGCCCGAGGGGCCCCACGCCUCCCUUCCUCCGUCGCGAGCGCAGAAAUAAGCUCACUGCGGGGUCCAGUCCACGGUUACCCAUGAGCCUGACUCUGUGCCAGGUGCUGUCUGUGAACAGGGAGACGGCCAGGCGGAUACACGAUCAGGCAUGUGUGAGGGCUGCGGAGAGGUACAAGGUGCUGGCAGAGCACAGGUGUCAGGAGAAGCGACACACCAGCUAACAUCAAGGAUGAGGAAGCGUUCGCUCAGCAACCAGGAAGACAGGCGCGUGCGUUGCCCUUCCAACGGGAAACUCGGGGUCCUAAGGGUCAUGUUUACUAGUUCCGACUUCACACCAAAGAACAGCGAGCCGGAACUACUCUAGGUUAAGCAGGGAGUGGCCUGAGAUGUGUGCUUCUGGAAGGCUGCGUUGGCAGCCGCGUGGGCUACAGGGGAGAGUGAAAGCAGACGGCCGGGCCCUGAUGGCAGAGCGGAGGCCCACCGCCAGCGCCACAUUCAGCCAGCUGGGCCACGCCACGUAGGGGGUGGAGGGUCACACCUCUCCCGAGGCACCGCGCUCAUCUACAGAUGCUUGCCGAGCGCAGGGCCGUUCCAGCCGCCGUGAGGCUUGUCCAGAUAAGGUUCAACACCCAGAGGCUUACAGCAGGGGAGACAGGGAAGAAAUGGAGCCAAUGAGAACACGAGGCAGAAACGAGGACUCUCGUUGAGCCACAAAGUGCUAUGGGAACUCGAGGGGUAGAGGAGUCCCUUCCGAAUGGCGGGCGGGGCAGCAGCCAGGAGAAGGCCGGGCCCGGAGGACGAGGAAUGCUCUGGAAGGGCACAGGGACAGAGCAGAGGUGGCAUGGCACGCGUGCCACACAGAGGGCUGGGGACGGCCGGGCUGGCUGCGGUGUGGACAGAGAAAAGAGUGUGGGAGGUGAGCCCGUCCUGGCAGACGGGGCCUGGAGUACAGCGCCCUGAGUGCAGCCUGGGGCCAUGGGCCCAGUCUGUCAACAACGGGAAACUGAUCAGCUGAGUUUCUGAAGGGCAGGGGUGUGCGGGGACCCAGCCUGCGGGGGCUGAGUGGCGACGGUGCAGGAACGGUGGUGCCGUGCCAGGAGACAGAACGGGGGUAGCAGCCACCCAUCCUCUGCCCACACGCAUUGCGCACUCUUCGCUGGCCACUGGACCCUCACGACUCACUGCGACGCAGUCACCCCACGGGCCCCAUGUAGAGGAGGGAGGCGAUGCACACGGUGGCAUCCUACCCAAGGUCAAGGGGCCCGUGCGUUUGCCGAGCCCUGGGCCUUCCCCCGUGAGCAGCUGAUUUUCAACACAGGGUUUCACUUACGUGUCACCUCAAAGAGGCCUUCCCUGGCCAGUCUAAGGUGCCUUCCUCCAACACGCUUACUCGAUGCCCGUGGUUCCUGCCUUCGGAGUGCGUAUUUCUAGCUGAAAUGACAGUUUACUGACCAUCUGGCCUCCACUAGAAUGGAAGCCCCCGAGGUAGGACCUUGCCUUUUCACCACUGCGUCCCGGCACCGAGCCACAGGAGUCCCUCAGUGCAGGGGUGAAAGCCCCCAGUCCCCCAGGAAAGCUGUGCAAGUCUGUGCUCCCGGGGGCUCACUCCGCCCCCUUUACAGUACUCCACGGGGCUGUAGUUAAGUCACUGACCUCCCGGUAUGGUCCUCAAAACCAGCUGAAACCCCCGUAAGACCGAGAAGUGCUUUAAGAGCUUCAAGAGAAGUAACAGAAAAGCACCCUGAGGACAAGCACGGGCCUUCGACACACAACUGAGGGCCCAGAAGCAGCGAAGGGGAGCAAAACAAGAAACGCUGAGGAUCUGCACUGCCAUGUCUGUAGCUAGCCUCCGACAUACACCUGCACUCUGAACUUGUCCUGGAAGACAAGGAACCUUCCAGAAGCAGCAGGACCACCCCAGCCAAACAACUCAGAAAUGCUGCUCCCUGACGCAAUUCCACUUCUGCCACGGCCAGCCCUUUCUGGAGACGCCAGCCAGCCAGUGGGGGCACCAGGAGAGGGCCUGGCCUGGCUACUGGGAACAGAUGGGAAGGGGGCCGCCGCCUCGUCCCCGGACCCAGCUCCUUCUGUGGACCCGGGCGUUCCCCGGGGACAGGGGUCACACGCGGGCCUUCUGCGGAACAGGAGGGAGCCGACAGCAUCCACAGGCCCCACCAGGGUCGCCCUUAGACCUGGGCUUUGCCACUGUUUCCACCCUCCAUAGACCCCUUCCACUGUGCCCCCAGAGACCCCUGGCUCCCCCCCCCCUUCAGGUUCUCGAAUCAGCUCUCAGACGGAUCCCCUCCCUUCCCUGUUCAGGUACAGGGCUUGGGACUCCAAUGAGGACGGUUCCAGUUACGGCACCAACCCAAGAGCCCUUUGGGGUGACAGGCUGGGGGGCCUCAGUUCUAAAUACUGCCCCCAGCCCUGGCUCACGGCAGCGUCCCACACCCGCGCCCCAGCCCACAGGAGGAAGCGGCGCGCUGCUUGUGAGAAUGACCUCUCGUUCCAGCCUCGAGGAACGUGACAAGCAAAAGCACGUGGAGACCUGCCAGUCCCCAAGAAUGCAGAUGUGGCACAGUAAGUGUCACCGUAGCUCCCUGAGAACUGACAGGAGAGGGAGCCAGCAGCUUGAAUGUUACCAUCCACCUUCCUGGGUUUGGGGGCUGCUUAUGUGGACGCGGUCUGAAAGGCCAAGUGGGCUCCCAGCCCCCGCCGACAGGCACCACGGCAACUCUUUCCCAGCCCCUCCGCUGUCACCAGGAAGGACAGCACCAAAGCCGGCCAUGCAGCCGUGCUCCCACUCGGACGAGCUGAGCGAGUCCGGCCCUGUCCCCCUCAGGAAGGACAGCACCAGAGCCGGCCACGCAGCAGUGCUCCCACUCGGGCGAGCUCAGCGAGUCCGGCCCCGUCCCCCUCACACGAACUGCUGGCUUUGUAUUUGCGUCUAUCACCCCACUGGACUGGGAACUCCUUAGAAAGCAGUGGCGACACCCUGAGAUGUAUCACUGUAUUUCUCCUGCGUCUCAUGUAGCUCAUAGGUAUUCAACAAAGUUCCCUUCCGAUCAGAUGAACAGAAUAAAUCCGGGGCCAGACGCUUCCCUGGCUGUACUCUCUCUGCCUAUCUGUCUGCCUUCCCUCCCAGGAGGCCCAGGGACGCUAAGUCUACACCAUUAGCCUAACACCUGCUGCGAGGUGGGUGUUUACUAACUGGUUUUGCUGAAUGAAUCGCAGAAGGACCUUUGUGCGGCCGGUCAUUCUCCACUUUUAAGAAAAUCCUGCAGACAAGAAUCGAAUCAUUCAAACCUGGUAUCACUGAAGCCCUUUACUGACGAUACAAUUUUUUGCUUUACCAAAAGCCUUACAACAUGAUUCCUUUAAAUGUCAAGGUCCCCCGAAUAAUCCAAUUUACAAGAAUUCCACUUACGGGUACAUUCUAGGAACAAGCCAGGGGAGGCACAUCUAGGCCGGGAAAUGGCAAGCAUAACUCUGACAUUUGUCCUAACAGCUUGGAUUCAUUAGUAAACAUGACUUCUGGGGCCCUGUCUACACUUUGCCUCCCAGAGUCCAGACUGAGGUGGGCAGGAGGUCCCUAGGAGUCAGAGGGAACGGCGGGGCUGUCAGUCAACCCGCAGGAGGUCCUCCUGCACUCUGCCCUGCUGGGAUCACAGCAAGGAAGGAGCCACAUGGCCGCAGGGACAGGGGAGGGGCUUGGGCGGUCUGGCUUCCUGCACUCUGGGCUAGCUUGGAGGGGAAGUGAGACCCUUUGCUCCUAGGGAACUUCUGCUCCUCAGCAAGUGGAAUGUGUCUGUGAAUCCUUCAUGAUCAUCUGGCCACCUACCCACGCCCCCCUCCAAGAUGUUCAGGGCCACCCCGGCCAGCCACCCCAGCUAUUACUCUGUUCCCAGGAUCCAUGGAAGAGAAUGGGGUUGGAACUGUCACCGCCAGGCUCUGCAGGCUCAUCUCGUCCUCAUUUACGAGUCUCUAAGGAAAAGCCUGGAAGCAUCGGGAGGCACGAGCCUGCUUGAUGUUACCUCUUCCUUCCCACACCCUCGUGGACAGGGCCUGUUCUCCCUGGCUCUGUGUGGACAGCCGUUGGACUUCUGAGAAUGGCAGGGUGUUCUAUGAAAAAGGAAGGGAGGGAGGG